Thecamonas trahens ATCC 50062 is the source of this 1137-nucleotide messenger RNA. RefSeq lists its product as uncharacterized. The transcript has a single exon. The record is from RefSeq and is a predicted model, not a curated record. The coding region runs from base 1 to 1137 and encodes 378 amino acids. NCBI's taxonomy places the organism in Eukaryota, Apusomonadida, Apusomonadidae.
AUGUUGCUGCGAAGGGCACUGGAGAAGGCAGAUGUGUUUCACGGCGCCGAUCAUGUGUACGACAUCGUCGAGGCCGCAACCGCGAGGAGGUGGGCCGGCCAUCGCGCAGACGCUGUGUACGAUCCGGAGCUCGGAGCGGCAAUCGCCAACGCGCACCGAAGCGUAACUGCGUCGAGCUCGGCUCGAACCAAGCACGUUGCUUUUCUCUCGUCGUCGCACGACCGGACGAUCAUGAGAGAGAUGUGCUCCGCGUGCGGCGGCGAGAAGUACUCGUUUGUCUACGACGAGCUGAGCUGGCUGGUCAAGGAUGCCCCAGGAUUCUCGCUGAGAGAGCUGCUGGGCGUUGAGACAAAGGCCAAGCUCUCGCUCGAGUCACUGCAGGCGCAUCGGGCUGAUAUGGUAAGCUACUCGCACUCGUCGUGCAUGUGCGCGUCGCGAAAGCUCGCCUUCCACACCAUAGUCCACGCCGGCUCGUACGCCUCGCCGCCGUGGCACGCUUCGACCUCGUGGCAGAACCCGCUGAUGCCUAUGUCGGCCCACGACGAGCUUCCACUUGCGCUGGCGCUUCUCUUCCUUCACACCGGGGGUCACGGGCCGGACAUCGUCUCCUUCUCGUCGAUGUACUGGGACAUAACGUCGGGCCACUUUGGCUCGCUUGAUCCUCAGCUGCCGGCCUUUGUCGACGAUCUUGUCGAAGCGACCAACCUUGCAGCGCUGCAGGAACUUGCCACCGACGCGCGCACGCUUGUGGAGAGCGUGCGCGCUCAGGUGGCAUCACUGGUGGUGGACGGGCCACUCAACAAGGUACUGGAUGCUCUGCUUGGCGCGCUACCUGAGCCCGUCCGCAAGGCAGCCGAGUCGCGAUUGGCGCCUGCGGCGAGCCGACUCCUACCUGUAUUCACGCUGCGAACAGGUAUGUUGGCAGAGGACCACCCGCGGCCGAUUUCAGCGGCAGUGGCGAGCGUGCUGGCUGCGGUAGGCGAUGCGGUAGGCGCAGCGGUGAUUGACGAGUGGGUACUCUUUUCCGGCGCCGUCCGGGUCCACGGCGCACAUCCGCACCCGCCUCUGGCGCUGGCACUCUUUACCUGGUAUGCCAAUGUGUGGGAGGCGGAAGAAGGAAUCAGGCUCGUGCUGUAA